AUGGACCCAGCCCUCCUCGCAGACGGGAUCUCGUGCGACACCGGCCUCAACCUCUCAUCAGCUGUCCGGCACUCCUCGAGCAUUCCUCACCUUUACGUCGACGGGCUGAGCGCCAUACUCGACCAGGCAGGUUUGCAACUCAGGCGCGGUGAUGUUGUCGAGGUCCAGGGUCUCGCAUCGAGCGGGAAGACGUCGCUGCUCCUGCACCUCGCCGCGACCGCUCUUCUGCCGCGCAGGGCUCACGUUCGGGUAGAUAGGCAGGUGCUCGAGGUUGUGGUCGGUGGGAAGGAGGAGGCCGUCGUCUGGAUCGACUGUACUUCACGCUUCGACGUCGACCGCCUCGCCUCGCUCCUCCGGCAUCACCUCGAUACCUCGAUUCAGCGGUACCGUGCGCCGAGAGGCAUCGGUGCGCCUCGAGACGAGGAGAUCGACGGACUCGUCGACGAGUGCUUGACGCGGCUGCAGGUCUUCUACCCUUCUUCGACCCUUCAGCUCGCCGCAACGAUUCAAGGGCUGCCGGAAUGGGCGAAGACGCAUGCCGCGGAGGAAGUCGGCAGCGUCUUGAUCGACGGCAUGAGCGAGUUCGCAUGGGCCGAUCAGUACGCGCAUGAGCAGCGGAGCGCAUCUUUCGCGCCAGGAGCACCCCGACCGGUCGACUCUUCCGCUUCGUCACAAACUCCCCUUCGACUCCUUCUCGCCGCAAUUGCGCAUCUCCGCCGGACUCUCGCACCCUUGAUCUUUGUCACGCAAUGGGUCUUCCGACCUCACGCAAUCCUGCCUCAGCGAUCAAGCGACGGCCUGCCCUUCUACCAGCACCACUUUGCUCCGCCUCACUGGCCCUCAAUCUCGACCGUGCCUCUCGUAUCGGACGCCAGCAUCGAUCCUCUCGAGUCACCUUCUCUCCUCGACGGGAUGUGGCCGACCUUUCCGCUCAAACUGCACAUCACGGUCCAUCCUCCGCAAAAGGCCGUCUUCCGCAAGGGCGUCAACCUCGACACGGUUCUGCAGGAGCAAAAGAAGCGGCUCAAGGAGCGCGACAAGCUGUUCAAGCGGGCGCGAGGCUUGGGAACGGCUGCGGGAGGAAUGGGGACGGAGGGCAUCCAGUGCGUUGUUCGGAAGCAGGGCGGAGUCGAGAUCGGUAGCUGGGAGAUGAGCGUGUACGAGAAGGAGAUUGUGACGUGA
Rhodotorula toruloides NP11 is the source of this 1182-nucleotide messenger RNA. Its product is annotated as rad51 family DNA repair protein. The transcript has a single exon. Gene Ontology annotation, biological process: DNA strand invasion; double-strand break repair via homologous recombination. The coding region runs from base 1 to 1182 and encodes 393 amino acids. Gene Ontology annotation, molecular function: four-way junction DNA binding. Gene Ontology annotation, cellular component: Rad51B-Rad51C-Rad51D-XRCC2 complex; centrosome; replication fork. NCBI's taxonomy places the organism in Eukaryota, Fungi, Basidiomycota, Microbotryomycetes, Sporidiobolales, Sporidiobolaceae. The record is from RefSeq and is a predicted model, not a curated record.